GCGUCUGAACCAGGAAGUGAUUGCUGGUGGCCAGAUAUCAUUAGCUAACUUUAGCAGCACAGAAGCUACAAAGUCUUCAUCCCGUGAAGUCUUUAAUGUAAAUUCCCAGUAACAAUUUACAUACUUUUUUGAAUAUAUUCAGUUUGACAUUUCGUUAGCUAACGAGUUGACGAAGUUUAUAAUCACGUGUCAAAUCAGAAUGUCAUACUUUGAAGGAGCCGAUGGGUCAUGAUGCACAUACAGUUAUUAUGCACAGGGGAUGGACAAUAAAUUGAAUUCAGCCGAGGAGCGGCAACCCGCCCCGACUCUGGCUAACUCAUGGUCAACUAAACAGGAUGCAGUCUCGAGCAAGAAUGACAGGACGAAAGCCGUUGGUUUUGUACUGGUGCAUGCAGGGGCAGGAUAUCACUCGGAAUCAAAAGCCAAGGAAUACAAACAUGUCUGUAAGAGAGCUUGCCAGAGGGCGGUGGACAGGCUCAAGGCUGGGGCCCUGGCUGUAGAGGCUGUGGCUGCAGCCCUGGUGGAGCUGGAGUCUCUGACACAGUCCUGUCCUUCCCAGGACUCCCCCUUCACCAACGCUGGAAUGGGCUCCAACCUAAACCUGAAGGGGGAGAUCGAGUGCGACGCCAGCAUCAUGGAUGGGAAAUCGUUACAUUAUGGAGCUGUAGGUGCCAUUAGUGGAAUAAAAAACCCAGUAUUGGUGGCUAACAGACUGCUGAGUGAAGCACAGAAAGGGAAGCUGUCAGCAGGUCGAAUACCUCCCUGCUUCUUAGUAGGCAGAGGAGCGCAUGACUGGGCGGUGAGUCAUGGGAUCCCACCAUGCCCCUCAGACAAGAUGGCCACCAAGUUCAGUUUAUCAGCGUACAAGAGGAACAAACACAAGAUGGAGCUUGCAGAGAAGAUGGACUCUGGGUUCAAACAGACCAAGAGAAGACGACAAUCAAGUGAAAAUGAGGAGGUGUCGGGCUGCCUGGACACGGUCGGGGCCAUCGUGGUGGACCAGGAGGGAAACGUGGCGGCGGCUGUCUCCAGUGGGGGCCUGGCGAUGAAGCACUCAGGCAGGGUCGGCCAGGCUGCUCAUUAUGGAUGUGGUUGCUGGGCUGAGAAUGCCUGUAAUGUCAAUCCUUACUCUACAGCAGUGAGUACCUCAGGGUGUGGGGAGCAUCUGAUCCGCACCAUGCUGGCUCGGGAGUGUUCCUCUGCCAUGCAGGCUGAUGAUGCCCACCAAGCACUGCUGGAGGCCAUGCAGAACAAGUUCAUCAGUUCUCCUUUCCUGGCCAACGAAGACUGUGUCCUGGGCGGGGUCAUCGUGCUCAGGGGCUGCAGAUGUGUUGAAGCCCAGCCGUCUCAAGACAUCCAGGCCAUACUGGUGGAGUUCCUGUGGAGCCAUACGACAGAGAGCAUGUGUAUAGGGUACAUGUCUGCUCAGGAUGGGAAGGCCAAGACCCACAUCUCCAGACUGCCUCCAGGCGCUGUGGCAGGCCAGUCCCUGGCCAUCGAGGGGGGAGUGUGUCGCCUGGUGAGCACAGCCGACUGAGCAUCCUGGCCUGUGGUCCGUCUUCAGCAAUACUUCAACCCCAAACCUCUACCACCCAGCCUCGAUCCCCCAGCAGUAAUAAGCUUAGCUGUUUUGAACAGGCCCAGCUACACUCGCUCUCCAUUCUCACCUGGACUAGACUUGACAUGCCAGAGCUUCUUUCUUUUCUGAUUGUUUUUGCUGUCGUCGUGGCACCGUCCUGCCCGAUGUAAGUAACCUACGACCCAGGAACACAGGGUGGAUAUCAGUUUAUAUAGAGUUAUGUUUUUUGUUUAACCCCUUGGUAGCAACUUCAAACUUAAGUACCUUAAAUGCAAAAAAACAAAAAAAAACAUUUUGUGUCACUUUACAACAUUUUCAAGGGUUUCUGAAAUGCACAUUAAAAAACGCUAGAGUAGAGGAAAGAGGAUGUUUUGAAUAAGUAGGAAUAUGUUCUGCUCGUUGAGUGUGAGAGUUGAAGGCUAUGUAUUGAAGAGCUGUUUAAACGGGGGCUCGUGCACUUUCCAGCAGGCUGUAAUCUGCCUCAGGUCAUGCAUCCUUGGUUCAUCACCCAACCAGACUGUUAGUCACCAUUGGAUAGAGUGCUAUAUAUUUAUAUUGUCACAUCGACAGAGGCCUGUAUUUUGUUGUUAGAGAGAAAUGAUAAUUGAUACAAAAUGAUGUAUGCAUUUGUAAUCCCCCAUGAAAUGGUGGUGCUUUUUGAAGUACUGUAUUUGGAACAAAGGGUCUAAUGGAUACUUUUCUUGGAUUGUACUCUUUUUUUUUUCUCAUUUGCUGUCUUGCUAAACUACUUAUAACAAACAAACAAAAAAGUAUGACGAUAUGAUUCAAUGUUAACAAUAUAUGCAGCUUAUUGUAUCUUUACUUGAAACUACUUCAUGAGAAAUGUCACUAGCUAUUAUUGUUAUCAGGAUAGUGUGUACUCAGCUCUCUGCAUCGCUUAAGAAGCGAAUAUAAACAGACUGUUGCUUCUGC
Hypomesus transpacificus is the source of this 2512-nucleotide messenger RNA. RefSeq names its product taspase, threonine aspartase, 1 (gene tasp1). The transcript has 15 exons. Gene Ontology annotation, biological process: protein maturation. The record is from RefSeq and is a predicted model, not a curated record. Gene Ontology annotation, molecular function: threonine-type endopeptidase activity. The coding region runs from base 260 to 1537 and encodes 425 amino acids. Lineage: Eukaryota; Metazoa; Chordata; Actinopteri; Osmeriformes; Osmeridae.